This is a messenger RNA of Lathyrus sativus (Indian pea), 606 nucleotides long. The record is from the annotation of a GenBank genome assembly. NCBI's taxonomy places the organism in Eukaryota, Viridiplantae, Streptophyta, Magnoliopsida, Fabales, Fabaceae.
AUGUCUUGUUUAGAAUCGCAAGAUACAUGGAAAUGUCAACCACAAAUGUUGGAUUUUGAGAUGAACUCUACUGAUGUAGAGGAUAAACAUGACAUAAUUGGAUUCAACCAAGAAGAGAAACAUGACAUAAGUAAGGUUCCUAUUCCUAUUGAUGUAGAGGAUAAACAUGACAUAAUUGGAUUCAACCAAGAAGAGAAAGUUCUUAAAAGGAAAGUUAGUGAGCCAAAAGUUGAUCAAGAGAAACAAUUAAAAUCCUCAAAUACAACUGUUGAUUUUGUUUCCUUGAUUGAUUUUUUCACACAUGAUCAAAUAACAGAACAUAUUCAUAGUCUGAGAAAGGAAUCUCUUCAGAUUAAAACUGAAGAUGGAACAGGAAUCGAUGCAAACACAUGCCAAUUAUGUGAAAGGGAAAAUCUUAACUUUGAACCGGUACCGAUUUUUUGUAUAUGUUGUGGCCACCUCAUCGGGAGAAGAAAAACAUAUUUCUGUAGAAAAGAUGAGGAAUUCGAUGCCGAGCUUUGUUUUUGCUCUGCCUGUUAUAAUACAUCUAAAGGUGGUUGCAGCGCAUUCUGUAACACCAUACUUUACCCCGUACACGUAAUAUAA